AUGGCGAUUGCUCACCUAGCCACCGAGUACGUUUUUUCCGAUUUUUUGUUAAAAGACCCCACCGAGGCAAAGUACAAAGGGCUGCGUCUGGAGCUGGCGGUGGACAAAAUAGUCACGUUUCUGGCGGUGGGACUGCCUUUGUUCCUCAUCUCCCUCGCUUUUGCUCAAGAGGUAUCAGUUGGUACCCAGAUCAGCUGCUUUGCUCCCACUAACUUCUCUUGGAGACAGGCCGCAUAUGUGGACUCGUUUUGUUGGGCAGCUGUACAGCAACAAAGUGACAGCUCACCACUAUGGCUGCACAAGUUCUUCCCAUACAUCCUGCUCUUACUGGCCAUCCUCAUGUACAUCCCGGCCCUGUUCUGGCGUUUCUCUGCAGCUCCGCACCUCUCCUCUGACCUGAACUUCAUCAUGGAGGAGCUAGACCGCUUUUACAAUCGUGGCAUUAAAUUGGCCAAGAAUCUAGCAUCCUUAGAUAGCAAAGGUUCAUCUGAGGACACCCAGAGUGCUUUGGAUCUGACCGAGGGUUUCUUUAAAUACCCUUUAGUGGAGCAAUAUCUAAAGACCAAGCGCUUCUCUCACUGCCUCGUGGUCAAGUACCUAUCAUGUCGGGGCCUGACUCUGCUGACACUCCUGCUGGCCUGCUUCUACCUAGGCUACUACAUCCAACAUGCCUCUCUCACUGACGAGUUUCCCUGUGACCUGCGUACAGGGGUGCUGAAGAACGACAGCAUGGUGCCGUCUGCUGUGCAGUGUAAGCUUGUGGCAGUGGGGGUUUUCAGGCUGCUCAGCUACAUCAACUUGGGGGUGUAUGUGCUUCUUGCUCCGCUGGUGGUGUACGCUGCUCUUGGACCAGCUCGCCAAAGCUCCAGCUUUCUUCGGCCCUAUGAGCUGCUGCCAGGCUUUGGUUCUUUGGGCGUGGUCACGCCCUUCUACAACGACCUCAGUAUCUACCUGUUAUUCCUGGAGGAGAAUCUGAGCGAACUCAAAUCAUAUAAGUGUCUGCAGGUACUUGAGUUGUUGCAAGAGGCUGGUGAUGAGGGGUUUGACACCAUGUGUCUCCUGCGAACUCUGGGUCAGGUGAAGACUGAUGUGAUAGACAGUAAGAAGACGUGCUCACGCAAGAACAACAAAGAAACUAAUACAUCCGAGGAAUGA
This is a messenger RNA of Cyclopterus lumpus (lumpfish), 1155 nucleotides long. RefSeq names its product pannexin-1-like. The record is from RefSeq and is a predicted model, not a curated record. The coding region runs from base 1 to 1155 and encodes 384 amino acids. Gene Ontology annotation, molecular function: channel activity. NCBI's taxonomy places the organism in Eukaryota, Metazoa, Chordata, Actinopteri, Perciformes, Cyclopteridae. The transcript has 5 exons. Gene Ontology annotation, biological process: positive regulation of interleukin-1 production; monoatomic cation transport.